Talpa occidentalis (Iberian mole) is the source of this 664-nucleotide messenger RNA. RefSeq names its product mitochondrial pyruvate carrier 1 like (gene MPC1L). Gene Ontology annotation, biological process: pyruvate import into mitochondria. NCBI's taxonomy places the organism in Eukaryota, Metazoa, Chordata, Mammalia, Eulipotyphla, Talpidae. The record is from RefSeq and is a predicted model, not a curated record. Gene Ontology annotation, cellular component: mitochondrial inner membrane.
CGCGGCGACCAUGGCGGGGCUGGCGGGGCUGCUGCGGAGGGUGACUGACUACGUGAAGACCAAGGAGUUCCGGGACUACCUGACCAGCACACACUUCUGGGGGCCUGUGGCCAACUGGGGCCUCCCUCUGGCCGCCUUUAAGGACAUGAAGGCGUCGCCGGAGUUCAUCAGCGGCCGCAACACAGCGCUCAUCUUCUACUCCAUGGCCUUCAUGCGCUUCGCCUACCGCGUCCAGCCUCGAAACCUGCUCCUGCUGGCGUGCCACUGCACCAACGUGAUGGCGCAGAGCGUGCAGGCCGGCCGCUACCUCGUCUACCACUACGGAGGGGGUGCCGCCGCCGCGGCCACCAUCGCCGGCGCCCCCAAAAACGCCACCCUCGGCGGCCCCUGCGACGACCCCUGCGCCCCUUGCAGCACCUUCGGGGGCGCCCCCAGCGGGGAGGAGGACGCCUGUGUCAACGACGAGUGCGACCCCGGGGCUGCCUGCUUCCGCUGCGAGGAAGGCGCUUGUUAGUGGCAGAGAGCGCCCGAGCGAGGCCUUGCAACUUGCAGGCACAAACUAUUAAUUCUUACUUCGGAAAAGACCAGUGAAAAUCUUGGUUUUGACACAAGUGCGACUCUGACCUAACCUUGCAGUUUGAUUAAUAAAAAAUAGACAAUAGCA